AUGUCUUUAAUUGAAGUCCUUUUUUUCCUUGCCACUCUCCCCUCGUCUGCAUACCUAUCUAGCCUAGGAACUUUUGCAGUUGCUAUAACCACUGUUAUGGCAGCACCGACAUAG
Messenger RNA from Trichoderma gamsii, 114 nucleotides. RefSeq lists its product as hypothetical. The transcript has 3 exons. The record is from RefSeq and is a predicted model, not a curated record. Lineage: Eukaryota; Fungi; Ascomycota; Sordariomycetes; Hypocreales; Hypocreaceae. Bases 1 to 114 code for a protein of 37 amino acids.